UCCGUGGGUGAUGCCCCCCCCCAGUUUUUCCGGGUGCUGAACGGGUACAAGAUCGAGCACAAGCUGCUGCUCACGGGGACGCCGCUGCAGAACAACCUGGAGGAGCUUUUCCACCUCCUCAACUUCCUCACGCCAGAGCGCUUCAACAACCUGGAGGGUUUCCUGGAGGAGUUCGCCGACAUCUCCAAGGAGGACCAGAUCAAGAAGCUGCACGACCUGCUGGGGCCCCACAUGCUGCGGCGCCUCAAGGCCGACGUCUUCAAGAACAUGCCGGCCAAGACGGAGCUCAUCGUGCGCGUGGAGCUCAGCCCCAUGCAGAAGAAGUACUACAAGUACAUCCUGACGCGCAACUUCGAGGCGCUGAACUCGCGGGGCGGCGGCAACCAGGUGUCGCUGCUCAACAUCAUGAUGGACCUCAAGAAGUGCUGCAACCACCCCUACCUGUUCCCCGUGGCCGCCAUG
Messenger RNA from Neopelma chrysocephalum (saffron-crested tyrant-manakin), 462 nucleotides. Its product is annotated as chromodomain-helicase-DNA-binding protein 3-like. Gene Ontology annotation, cellular component: NuRD complex; chromatin; nucleus. Gene Ontology annotation, molecular function: ATP-dependent chromatin remodeler activity; ATP hydrolysis activity; ATP binding. The annotation marks the transcript as partial. Gene Ontology annotation, biological process: chromatin remodeling; negative regulation of transcription by RNA polymerase II. The record is from RefSeq and is a predicted model, not a curated record. Lineage: Eukaryota; Metazoa; Chordata; Aves; Passeriformes; Pipridae. The transcript is spliced from 3 exons.